This is a messenger RNA of Neocloeon triangulifer, 2037 nucleotides long. RefSeq names its product protein tramtrack, beta isoform-like. Lineage: Eukaryota; Metazoa; Arthropoda; Insecta; Ephemeroptera; Baetidae. Gene Ontology annotation, cellular component: nucleus. The coding region runs from base 166 to 1905 and encodes 579 amino acids. Gene Ontology annotation, molecular function: protein binding; DNA binding. The record is from RefSeq and is a predicted model, not a curated record. Gene Ontology annotation, biological process: regulation of transcription by RNA polymerase II. The transcript is spliced from 8 exons.
AGUGAAGAAGUAAACAAGUGGGAGCCGUCGGGUCGCUGCGUCGUGUCCAAAUUCAUGGUACCCACUUUUUGACUCCACAGGAUCGUACACGUACUUAAUUUUUCCUCGCGGGUCGUCCGCCGUUUCUCCUCUCACUUUUGUGAUAUAAUUUUUACCGUACCAAAGAUGAAUCCAAAUGCAGAAAUCUGCACCGUCCGGUGGUCGGACAGAGAGGUGGUCGAGCUGCUCAACAUUUGGGGCGACCGGAACGUGCAGAACCACCUGAAGAGAACCUUCCGAAACCACAACAUCUUUGAGGACAUUGCGGAGGCGCUCAAGGAAAAGGGCAUUCGCAAAACGGCCGAGCAGUGUCGACUCAAAAUUAAAAAGUUCAAGAGUAAGUACCGUUCGCUAAAAGAACAGUACGAAAAUUGUCCAAAGAGUUUCGCACGGAAAGCCUGGCAGUAUUACUCGCUCAUGGACACCAUCAUGGGUGAACAGUCAUCGCCAGCAAACAUCAAUGACAAUCAUAGUGAAAUCCUCAGAGCUAGUCUUCUAAAACGACCUAAUCAGCGACUGGAAGCAGAUAACGAGCACUUUCUUUCCGGCCUCCUUUCCACUCCUAAAGAUACUCCAGGCGCCUCGGAGGCAUCAUGGCCAGCGGUGAACAGCGCCCAGGUGGUGCAGCGACUCAAGUCGGGCGACCUCUUAAGUGCUCCCCAGUCAAUGACCUCACGGGAUACCAAACCCAUCCUGCCAAAACCCUCAACUUCGGCAAUGACCCCUCCGUACCUGGAUUCGCCACAGCAAACCCAGCAGCAGCAGCCAAGACCUCAACAGCCGAAGACACCCAAGGCUGCUCCAAAACCAAAAGCGACUGUGUCUCAACAGCCGAUUGUGGAAAAUGAUGACUCAGAGCCGCAGCAAGUGUGUCUGCGCUGGAACUCAUUCCACUCCAACAUGGAGACCAUGUUCCCCACCCUUUUGUAUAAGGAAAAGUUUGUCGAUGUCACACUUGCCUGCGAAGGUCGCAUCAUCAAGUGCCACAAGGUGGUGCUGUCCUCGUGUAGUCCCUAUCUAGAACGCCUUCUGAGCGACAAUCCAUGCAAACACCCUAUCAUCCUGAUGCCAAAAGAUGUUCCUUACUGGGCUCUCCGAGCCAUUGUUGACUUCAUGUACAGAGGCGAGGUCAACGUUGAGCACGAGCAGUUAGCUCCACUCUUGGCUGCGGCUGAAUCGUUGCAAAUCAAAGGUUUGGCUGGAUCUCCUGGUGGUACGGGUGGGAAGAAGGAUGGAAGACCUGCUGUCAAAAGAAAGAAGUCAGAUUUGCCUGCCCAAGCUGUCCAGCAAAAGUUCAUUCCUCAGCAAAGCCAAGCACCCUCUCAGCCUCAACAAUCUACCUCAAGUCAACCAACAACAACCGCUCAGUCAACGAAGAACAAAGAAGAUAAAGAAUCUCCUGCUCACAAACAUCCUCGAAUGGACCCUAACAUUGCCGAGAGUCUGCGUGGUUUAUCACCAGGCAUAGAAAUUACACCGCUCGUGUCUUUUGAGGAUAUCAAAUCAGAACCUAUGGAUAGCAAUGAUGAAGACGGAUCUCUGGAACCAACUGAGGACUAUGGAAUUGGAAAGGGCUAUGACGAUGGAGAAGAAUCUUUACCAGUCAGUCAUGUGGAAAGUCUCAUGGAAGAAGAAGACCUUGGCGAUGAAAGCGACACUUUGAAUGACCAUUCCCAAAUACCUGACCCAAAUGACCUUCUAUCGACUGAAAUGGAACCGAUUGAUGAAGACGACUCUGUUAAUGUUUAUAGUGAAAAUGGAAUGGACUUCCCUGACUGUGGUCUCUCAGAAGAAGGAACUGAUCUUGUGGAAUCUUAUCCUGAAGUAUGCAUGCCCAGUGAUCCUGGGGAACAUGACGGAAGUUAAUUUUUCCGUUUAUUCACAAUCAAUGCCAUGAACAACACCAGUGCGUCAUGAGUUUCGUAAUAGAGCAAUGAUUUUUAUUUUCCAUUGUGUAUAUUUCCAAAAUAUUUUGCAAUAAAUUUAAUUGCUAAUAAA